GAAAUGAGUCCAAAAAAUCAUUGUGACGAAGAUAGGGGCAUAGAAUAACAGCUCAACGGCAAAUCUUCGCACUGCGGAUUCAACCGAAAAGCAGUAGAGAGGGCGUUUGUUGACCAGAUGAGCAAAGAUUCGCUUCUUGGACGUGCUGUUUGAUAGUGAACACAAAAUCGCCAGCCAAUUCGUGUGGUGAAUGAUUUAAAACGAUUAUUGUGCGAUAAAUCACAUCAACAUUUGCUGAUAAAAAACGAUACAAGCGUCGGUUGCGGAAGACCCAAAACGAUCUUGGAAAUUGGAGUGAAGCUCUGUCGGGGUGUGUAGGUUGAAGAGUAGCUUUUAAAAACGCACACAUUUAAUGCGCAUCAGUCGAGUGUUGUUCGUUUUUUUCCCUCUCGUGUGAUAGUGUGCCAGCUGUUUACAUUGCCGUUACGUUUCCGAGAACCUCCUGCCUUAGAUUGCACGCAUUAAUCACACGAUACUUCCGUGGGUGUGUGUUUGGAAGCGCAGUUUGUUUUUUUCCCCCAUCCCGGAGUGCGAGUGCGAGGUGACGCGGUGGAAAAUUUGGAUCCGGAGCACCGAGCUGUGUGUAUUGGAUUCCCGCUGGCUGACGAAAAAGCCCUGCGCCAUUACGUUGUAAACAAAGCCGUCGGUCGUUCGGUGUGUGCGUGUGUGUGCGUGUGUGUGUGCAGUGCGGUUACACGAAAGGUGCGUCUCUUGGAGGGUGCAGUGCGCGUGUGUGAGUGAGAGUCUUUUGUCUUUCCAGCGCGGUGCAGGGUUGUACGCGAGUGUGUGUGCGUGCAGUCGAAAGUGGUCCGAGCCCGAGUUUGUUGUUUUGCAGCGCGGCCUACGUGACGUAGCGCGCGAACGUUUUCGGGGUGGUGAAAACGCCAACGGUUUGAAGCGUACGCGUCCGUUUGCUGGCGUUCUUUGUUUACAAAACAGCACCAAACCAGCGCACUCACGAUUGGAGCGGAGUUGGAGCAGCGAGCAACAGCCAAACACAGCGUUAUUGUGUGCGUGUGUGUGUGAGUAGUGUAGUGGAAAAAGGGAUCACGCCACAGAGAGGAAAAAGGGGGGAACUUGAUCUCGCUUUCCCGUGGAGAGAGGCAUGUUCCGUACGAUAAAUCUGUCCACCGAUAAAAACAGCCUGCUGAGCAGCAGCACCAAGGCGACAAUGGCCACGUCCACCAGCAGCCAGCUGUCGAAGAUGGGUCCGGAAGAGCUGGGAGAGUCCUGGAUCGAGCUGUCAUCGAACACAAACACGGGUGGAGCAGGAGCGACGAGCGGAUUAGUAGGCGCAGGAACCACCGCUGCUGUUGUUGGUGGUGGAAGUAGCAACAAUUUCGUCCCCACCGGCACCACGAUGCUGGCCGGUGCUGUUGGCACGAAAAGUCCGGACCGGACGACACCGCUGGCGUUUGCCUCGGUCGAAGAAUACAUAAGACUGCUGCGGGAGGCUCAGCGCGACGAGUCGAAGGAAUCGAGCCGGGUCGCGUCGCUGACGAGUACGCGCAAAAACUCGCCCCGCGGAAGUCCCAAAUCACCGCCCAACAGUCCAAACACGGAGCUGGCCGCCACCGAGGAAGAUCUCCGGAAUGUCUACAUCAACUACGUCAACAAGGACGGUGACAUUGUGAAAGACACAGACUGGGUGUGGGAUUGGAGCAGUCGGCCGGAUCAGCAACCUCCAAAAGACUGGAAAUUUGAACAUCCCAAUCAGACGCAGGAAGAGCGAAACAAACCCAUCCACGCCGGCUACUCAAUACGGCAGGUCCGUGUUGGGAAGAAUUCCCUGUUCUCGCGAGAGUUUCUAUACUCGAUCGUGCUGACGAACGUCCUGUCGCUGCUGCUGGGUGCAGGCAUUGGCGCCUGGCUACAGAAACGAGGUUUGUUGCUAACUCGCGUCUCGAUCGAGUAAUGUUGCACCCGAAUGCAACUCGAACCGACGAAACGCAAUUUGGAGUCGUCGUCGUCGCUUGUUUGGGAAAACGCACUGUGUAGUUGAUCCGUAUUACGAGCGUAUGCGUGUGUGUGUUUCUGUGCUGACGAUAAUAGUAACUUUACCCUGAAAUUGGCUUCAAUGCAGGAGACAUUCUAACAACCCACACCAGCAGCGCAGUUCCCCAAUAACACUGCUGUACUGUGUGUGAAAGUGUAGUGCAGUAGAACGCAUUUAUUUUGUAAUCACAUUCGAGGAAAUCAGAUUGGUUAGUGGGUUAUAUCAUCCAGGUUCAGCGUCUCAAUUUUAAGCAGCGAAAGAGAAGGGGCGUGCUUUACGCAGCAGACGACACUGAUGGAGGAGGAUAGUUGGCCAAAAUCAUGGUUAUAUGUGUGGAGCAUUAGAGGAUGAAAGAGAGGAAGGAGUAGCGAAGAUCAAUCGUAGAAGCCCGCACUUUCGCGUGGAAGAAUCUUAUGGUAGAGGAAAAUGUGUGAUUAAACCAAAACGAACGCAAGAAUUUGAACACGUUUUAGCUAGGAUGGAGUGAAAUUCGGACGGACCACGGGGGCACCAGGUGUCAGCAGACAUUCAGUUAGACGAUUCGAUGGCGAUAGAGGGAAAGUUGAGUGUAUUUCUUUCGAUAGGCUUCAAUUCUAGAGGAGGAAGUGAGAGAUAAAGCGAAGCGGUGAUCAACCGCGUGCAUUAGGUGAAUAUAGAGAAGAGGAUGGAGAGGAUGUUAGCUUUAUGAGGAAACAAUCAGAAAAUGAAAGAGAUUAUACUGGCCACGGGAGUCUGGAGCGGUGUGUGUGCGCAUUGAGGAAGGGGAACAAGAAGUAAGAUUUCGAACGAUUUCCGUCAAGGGCCAUGUGUCAAGAGGGUGGCGUUUGGAGCGACACAGUAGAUUUGAUUUGAUAUAACGAUCAUGGAUAGAGAGGGAGUGUGUGUACGGAAGCAAUGUAAUCCAUUCGAGUAAAAUUCCAUUUUUUCAUACAUUAUGUAGCGGACAGUUUUUAGCCGUGUUGUGCUUGUGUGUGUGUUUGCAGGUGGUUUUGAUUCCCACAUACCACAGCAACGCACAGCAACGACACGAGCCGCUUACAAAAGCGACAGGCCAAGAGAGAGAGAGAGAGAGAGAGAGAGCAGGA
This is a messenger RNA of Anopheles merus, 3081 nucleotides long. It is a transcript of the gene BNIP3, whose product is annotated as BCL2/adenovirus E1B 19 kDa protein-interacting protein 3. The transcript has 5 exons. Gene Ontology annotation, biological process: mitochondrial outer membrane permeabilization; positive regulation of apoptotic process. Lineage: Eukaryota; Metazoa; Arthropoda; Insecta; Diptera; Culicidae. Gene Ontology annotation, cellular component: mitochondrial envelope; mitochondrial outer membrane; nucleus. Bases 1106 to 1915 code for a protein of 269 amino acids. The record is from RefSeq and is a predicted model, not a curated record.